GCGAAAAACCGUUCAAAUGCGAGUUCGAAGGCUGUGAUAGGAGAUUUGCUAAUAGUUCCGAUAGGAAGAAGCAUUCGCAUGUACACACAUCGGAAAAACCGUACAAUUGUGGCGAACCUGGCUGUGAUAAGGCGUACACACACCCGUCUUCCCUCAGGAAGCACAUGAAGGCUCAUCCGGGUAAUCGCCGAUCGCCCAAUCGCUCAUCGGAUGGCGAGGACAGCAGCGUGUCCAGUAACGAGUCCUUGCCGGGGGGAAGUCCUCAUGGCCAGAUCGUCGGGAAUGUCCGGCAAACGGUCUCCGAAAAUGCUGCUGCACAUUGGUACUGCCACCCGGACAACCCUGGCCUGCAGAGUGACCGACUAACCCCGAUGGCUCCACCGUACAGUGGGUUGCACGGACAGGGAUCUCCCUAUUGA
This is a messenger RNA of Dendroctonus ponderosae (mountain pine beetle), 419 nucleotides long. Its product is annotated as zinc finger protein ZIC 4-like. The annotation marks the transcript as partial. The transcript has a single exon. NCBI's taxonomy places the organism in Eukaryota, Metazoa, Arthropoda, Insecta, Coleoptera, Curculionidae. The record is from RefSeq and is a predicted model, not a curated record. Gene Ontology annotation, cellular component: nucleus. Gene Ontology annotation, biological process: central nervous system development; regulation of transcription by RNA polymerase II. Gene Ontology annotation, molecular function: DNA-binding transcription factor activity, RNA polymerase II-specific; RNA polymerase II cis-regulatory region sequence-specific DNA binding.